ACCCAACCUGUUUGGAGAAAUAGAACGGAAAACCUUUCUCGUAAAACCCUUGAUCGUUGCCCUCGCCGCUGCCGCUCAUUUACUCCCUUCAUCCGCCUCGUCAGUAGCGUACGAGACGCUGCCGCUCCUCUUCCGCCGCCGCCGCCAGUUUUCUCUUUUGCCGCGAGGUCCCUGCAAGUUGCUCCCCAUCCCUUGUCCUUCUCCGGACGCUACCACUUUCGACGCCAUACGAAUCGGCUUUCCCUACCGUCCUCCUCACCGCAGAUCUGCACUGGCUCCAGGAUUCUGAAUCCGCGUCUUCUGGUUCUGCCAGCUUCUGGCCCGCUGUCCCUCUCUUCUCUUCUCCAGCGAAGAGAAUCACAGGCGAGUCGAACUCAACUCUAUCGAGUACCAGCAAGUGGGGCUAUACUUGUGCUUGAUUAUUGAUCGUGAAUUUCUAAGUUUCCUUGUGCGAUCCCCUCUCACCCGAAUCCAGGCAUUUGCUUCGAUCCAAGUGAACUUGCCCUAAUUGAGCUACCACUUUGACGACAAGGUCAACACACCAUCACUUACUAAAGUGCUUCUUGCCUUGUUCUUCUCUCUCGUCAUCACUAUAACCCCAAGUAACCUUCAGCCAGAUGAAUUCAAUGCCUUCAGAUUCUGCAUCAAUGAGCUUUGUUGAUAGAGUCGUCGUUCCAGGCGACCAUGUUUUGGAUCUUACCGGAAUGGCUAAUCAGACCAUCAAAUUGGGGGCAGGGCUGCGUCAGGAUGGUGAUGCAAUAUCGGUCAUGAAGGCUGGGAAGUUGAGAAUUUCAAAGCCCAACAAAUAUUGGGUCGAAAGUUCUCACAAAAGGUAUGUGCCUUGCGUGGAGGAUACAGUUCUUGGCAUUGUGGUGGAUUCUAAAUUUGAUAACUUUUUGGUUGACAUAAAAGCUCCUAUGUUGGGUUUGCUUCCUGUUCUUGCAUUUGAGGGUGGAACUCGAAGAAACAUACCCAAGUUUGAGAUUGGUACUCUACUGUAUGUCAGAGUAGUCAAAGCUAACAACACCAUGAAUCCUGAACUUUCUUGCAUGGAUGAGACAGGGAAAGCUGCCGAGUUUGGUCCCCUGAAAGAUGGCUACAUGUUCGAAACCUCGACUGGCUUAGCACGCAUGUUGCUAAGUUCUCCGCCCUGCCCAAUUCUUGAGUCUCUCGGGAAGAGUUUGUCUUAUGAAAUUGCCAUUGGUUUAAACGGCCGUGUCUGGGUGAACGCUGCCUCCCCAUCGACAGUCAUUCUGGUAUCGAAUGCAAUCAUGAAUUCAGAGUUUUUGAGUGCUGCGCAGCAAAAGAUCAUGGUGGAGAAACUCAUGAAGAGACUUCAGUGAUGGUUAGUGUUUGUUAAUGUUGUUUUGGGUCCUUUUUCUUGUUCUAGCUCGCUGUGCCCCUAUGAACCCAAACCGGAAUGUUGUUCAAAGAUUUAUUCCAUCGACAAAUUUCUUCUCAUAUGUUGUUUCGUACGCAUUCUUUGUUUUGAUAUAUCUAAGUGAGUUUUCUAAUUUAUUCCUACAA
Molecule: messenger RNA, 1527 nt
Organism: Zingiber officinale
Lineage: Eukaryota; Viridiplantae; Streptophyta; Magnoliopsida; Zingiberales; Zingiberaceae
Product: putative exosome complex component rrp40
Exons: 11
Coding region: 618-1343 (241 amino acids)
Biological process (GO): exonucleolytic trimming to generate mature 3'-end of 5.8S rRNA from tricistronic rRNA transcript (SSU-rRNA, 5.8S rRNA, LSU-rRNA); TRAMP-dependent tRNA surveillance pathway; nuclear polyadenylation-dependent rRNA catabolic process
Cellular component (GO): nuclear exosome (RNase complex); cytoplasmic exosome (RNase complex)
Molecular function (GO): RNA binding
Source: RefSeq, a predicted model, not a curated record